Molecule: messenger RNA, 825 nt
Organism: Alternaria novae-zelandiae
Lineage: Eukaryota; Fungi; Ascomycota; Dothideomycetes; Pleosporales; Pleosporaceae
Gene: LCL3
Product: putative endonuclease lcl3
Exons: 2
Coding region: 1-825 (274 amino acids)
Cellular component (GO): cytoplasm; mitochondrion
Source: RefSeq, a predicted model, not a curated record
AUGCGAUGGCCGUGGUCACGCAACGACGAUGACCAAAAGAAAGGUGGACUCGCAGAUUGGAUCGCGCCAGCGAAGCCAAACAACUGGUCAAGCGCGCUGUAUGAGCCGAGGACCCUGAUUCCGGCGAUCGCGCUCACAGUCUCGACGGUUGCUGGUGUCCGGCUCUACAAGUCCUACCUGCGUCGCAUCCCAACCGUCAACCACAUCAAGCCAAACUACUACCGCCGCAAAGGUGUAUUUGGCCAAGUCACGAGUGUUGGAGAUGCAGAUAACUUCAGGUUAUUCCACACGCCAGGUGGGAGAAUAGCUGGGUGGGGUAUCUUGCCCUGGAAGAAGGUGCCAUCAAAAAGAGAGGAUCUCGUCAGGCAGACACUACACAUUCGGAUUGCUGGAGUCGACGCUCCAGAACUUGCACACUGGGGCCGAGAAGCUCAGCCGUAUUCGAAAGAGGCCCAUGAAUGGCUCAUCAAUCUGAUCCAUAACCGCCGAGUACGCGCCUACAUAUACCGACGUGAUCAAUACGAUCGCAUCGUCGCCCAAGUUUUUGUGCGCAAAUGGCUUUUCAGGAAAGACGUUGGAUUGGAGAUGCUGAAGGCUGGAUUGGCUACCGUAUACGAGGCCAAAACAGGUGCUGAAUUCGGUACCGCUGAAGAAAAAUAUCGUGCUGCAGAAAGGAAGGCUCGCGAGAACAGGGUCGGGAUGUGGUCAAAGCCAAACUUCAUACAGAGGAUGGGAGGCGCCAGCAGUAAGACACUGGAGAGCCCACGCGAAUACAAGAAUCGGCACACCGCUGCAGACAAGGCAGAUAAGGCAAAGAAGGCAUGA